AUGUGGACUCUUACAGAGCAUAACGAAAGCUGGGUUUCUGAAUUUGUUCUGCUUGGCUUCUCCGGUGAGCCCCUGACCAACAGGAUCCUCUUCAUUGCCUUUCUUCUCCUCUACUUGAGCUCAGUCCUGGGAAACGGGCUCAUCAUGACCCUGAUCUUCCUAGACCUGCAUCUCCACACACCUAUGUACUUCUUCCUCUGCAUCCUCUCCUUACUGGAUAUAAGCGCCAUUACCACCACUAUGCCUCAGAUGUUGGUGCAUCUGCUGUCUUACUCUAAGACCAUCACUUUUGCUGGCUGUUGGCUGCAGAUGUAUGUGUUUGGUGCCCUAGGCCUGACUGAGUGCAUCUUUUUUGUAGUCAUGGCUUAUGACCGAUAUGUGGCCAUUUACUACCCACUGCGUUAUAUGGUCAUCCUCAACUGGGGCCUGUGUACACAGCUGGCAGCUGGGACAUUGGUUUGUGGUUUUGCCUUCUCACUGGUCCAUACUUAUCUCACCAUGAGAUUGCCAUAUUGUGGGCCCAAUGUGGUCAACCACUACUUCUGUGAAGGCCCCUCUGUGCGGAGCUUGGCUUGCAUGGAUACCCACCUCAUUGAAUUGGUGGACCAGGUCAUCAGUGUCUUUAUGAUCGUAAUUCCUGUAUCUCUCAUUGUGGCUUCCUAUGUUCGCAUUGCCAUGGCUAUUCUCAAAAUCAAGUCCACCCAGGGACGCUGUAAGACAUUUUCCACCUGUGCCUCCCACCUGACCAUGGUCACAUUCUACUAUGUUCCAGCCACUUACAUCUACAUGAGGCCCAGCUCCAGCUAUUCCCCUGAGCAAGACAAGCAGCUCUCCCUCUUUUACAAUGUUUUCACUGUCCUGCUUAACCCAGUGGUCUAUAGCCUGAGGAACAAGGAUAUUAAGGAAGCUUUUUUCAAGACCGUGGGUUGUGGAAAUGUUGCCUAG
Messenger RNA from Ochotona princeps (American pika), 945 nucleotides. Its product is annotated as olfactory receptor 2A12-like. Bases 1 to 945 code for a protein of 314 amino acids. Gene Ontology annotation, biological process: G protein-coupled receptor signaling pathway. Gene Ontology annotation, cellular component: membrane. Lineage: Eukaryota; Metazoa; Chordata; Mammalia; Lagomorpha; Ochotonidae. The record is from RefSeq and is a predicted model, not a curated record. The transcript has a single exon. Gene Ontology annotation, molecular function: G protein-coupled receptor activity; olfactory receptor activity.